AUGCGCGACAGCAAGCGCAUCUCCCUGCUGGCUUUGGCGGCUGGUGCAGCUGGUCAACUCUUGAUGCCAUGGACAACCGACUUUGCAUUGAGCUCGGCGAACGCCAAAAUCGGCCCCGACGGUCCUUGGCAAGCCGUCGUCAUUUCAAUCAACGGUAACAGAAUGCCUCUCUGGCCAGGCGGCUCCAGUUCCACGGAACUUCUGACCGAGGAAGUGAACGGCACGUACACUCCUGGCGCCUCGGCUAAGAAAUCAGGAAACUUCAGGUCGAACGCAGACAGCUGGUUAAGUCAUUUCUUCAUUGGCGGCGGAUUUCGCGGUCAGGAAUACUACGAUGAGAUGGAAUUGCCAACAAAAUUCGGAACGCCUGGCGACUUCCGUGUAAACGCAACCAUUAUCGCUGAUAACGCCUGGCGGUCUAUCCCUAACGGAACCACACCUGCUCCAACCAUCGGGCUGCUCGGGCUAGGACCAAAGACAUCCAGGAGCAAUGACAAGUCAGCCGGCUCAAUAUUGGAACAACUACGGGCUGCGGGGAAAAUCGAAAGGUCGACAUGGGGCUUGCAUAUUGGAAGCGCAGCAUUGGAUAUCCCUGGGUCACUCGUCCUCGGCGGCUACGAACAGAACAGGGCCCUAGGGGAGGUUGGUACCUUUACACUCCAGGAAGGCGUACCGCGGGUCUUUCUCCGAGAUGUGAUAAUGGGCACCGAGAUCGGAGCGUCUUCCUCUUUUCCGGCGUCAGUAAACAGGAGCUUCUGGGUAGAGCCCACGGGAGUGGGCAUGGAAAACUCCAAGAUUUUGGGUGGCCCGGCAGGAUCGGCUGUGGUGUUACCCAACCCGGUGUCACCGUACAUCUAUCUGCAGCGAGGAGUAUGUGAAGCCAUAGCCGAAAAUCUGGGGCUGACUCUCCACAAAGACACGGGGCUUUAUUUGUGGCAGUCAGGUCGCAAUGGCUCCGUCAGUGAGUUCAUCAACUCUCCGUCAUAUCUAGCCUUUGUCCUUUCCGACAACACUGCAGCCAACUUGACAGUCAAGGUUCCUUUCAAAUUGCUCAACUUGACACUGGAGCCGCCCUUGGUGGAGGAGAAAGUGAGCUACUUCCCGUGCAAAUCCGUUGAUGGAUCCUCGGGUCAAUGGCAGUUGGGACGCGCAUUUCUACAGGCUGCUUUCCUUGGGGUCGACUACGAUAAGAAUGUCAUGUACAUUGCCCAGGCCCCUGGCCCUGGGGUAGAGCAAAGCGUUGUGCAGAAGUUCGAUGACUCAGUUCUCAAAACGAAUCCGAUUGAAUCAUUCCAGGCGACCUGGAGCAAGACUUGGACGGUGACAGCUUUGGAAGAAGAAAGCCAGCCAAAGACAGAAGAUGGCCUAUCACCAAUUGGUAUAGUGGGCAUUGUUUUCGGCGUCAUCGUCGGCAUCAUAUUCAUCUUGUGGUAUAUCCGCCACAUCAAAAAACUCAAGCAGGCUCCCGGAGCACCACCAGAUCAUGUGGACAAGGCAAUUGCCUGGUUCGCCAAAAAGAUGGGCAGACACAAAGAAGAUCCGGCUCUGAGUGAGACGUGCUCUAUAAAUGGUCUUGAGGUUGGGUCGCCUAGAAAGGGAGAUUUAAGCAGAAAUAGCAGUUGGAUGACUGAGUUGGAUGCGGGCCAUUUGCCAGCAGAAAUGGGAGGCUCGGGUGUGAAGGCUAAAGAGCUUGACUCAACGGCUGUGCCUGCAGAAAUCGAAACACCUUUGCCGAGAUACCCAGAUGCAGCAGCUCAGCCGUUCACACGCGAGGCACCAAAUAGCUAUAUGGUGUACGAGCUGCCUGCACAUACAUACACAAAGUACGAAGACAGAUUAAAGGAUGGCUGA
This is a messenger RNA of Colletotrichum truncatum, 1851 nucleotides long. Its product is annotated as aspartic-type endopeptidase. The record is from RefSeq and is a predicted model, not a curated record. NCBI's taxonomy places the organism in Eukaryota, Fungi, Ascomycota, Sordariomycetes, Glomerellales, Glomerellaceae.